GCUCCCAUUCAUUUCCUGAGAACUGCCUGAGCUGAGCAGCUGAGAGGCAGAAGGGGAGGGAGCUGCUCACUCACUCACAUACACUCACACUCACUCACUCACUCACUCUCUCACACACACACACACACACACACACGUACAUACACGCAGCAGAGUGAGAGGAGAGAAGAGGAGAGAGGAGAGGGAGAGGAGGAGAGGAGACAGAGAGGACUGUAGAAAGGAAAACAGUCUCCUAGUCUCCACGGCUCUGCAGCUUCUGACAAGGCAGCCUAAGAAACAGGAUGUUAAUGCUUGACGGAAUGCCUGCAGUCCGAGUCAAAGCUGAGCCCCUGGAAUCGGAACAAGGGUCACCCAAAGUGCGCCCUUAUUCUGCGAUGGACGGCGUCCCCUUCUUCCUCAGCAGAGUUAAAGCCGAACCUCCAGAAGACCUCCUCGCUCAUGACCUGCACUUCCACACGCAGACCGAGCCCGUGGACCUGUCAAUCAACAAACCCCGCCCCUCCUAUUCAUCCACCACCCCCACCACCGCCUCAUCAUCCUCCCCUCUCAGAUCUGCUUUCUCUCCGUCUUCUUUAUCGUCAUCCUCCUCCUCCUCCUCCUCUCCAUCGGUUAUCACCUCAGCCUCAUCGGUGCUCACGCCAGGCCCUCUGGUCGCCCCUGGAACCGGGGUGAGAGGUCAGCCGUAUUUGCACAUCCUGCACUCUGUGCCGCCGCCUCCAUCCAGCCCUCUGAGCCUGCAGGGAGCAGGGAAGCUGGCCAGCCAUGUUCACCGCAUCCCAGUUGUGGUACAGUCACUGCCCCUCAUGUACACCACUGCCGUUCGAUCACCCUCCAGCCUCAACAACGCCAUCAUGCUACCUCUGCUGGACGAGGUCAAAAGCCAGGGCAAAGCACACACAGACCCCAACGGCCUGUCGCCAAGGCAGAUCAAAAGUGACAGUGAUGACGACGACCUGCCAAACGUGACCUUGGACAGUGUUAAUGAGACCGGCUCCACAGCGCUGUCUAUAGCCCGCGCCGUACAAGACUCCAUGUCCCCGUUCAGUAUUGACAGCAUACGGCGCCCUCGAAGGUCAGAGUCACCAGAUUCCAAAAAGAGAAGAAUCCAUAGAUGUGACUUCGAAGGCUGCAAUAAGGUGUACACCAAAAGCUCCCAUUUAAAAGCACACCGGAGGACGCACACAGGGGAAAAGCCAUACAAAUGCACCUGGGACGGCUGCACGUGGAAGUUUGCCCGCUCUGAUGAGCUGACGAGGCAUUACAGAAAACACACAGGGGUGAAGCCCUUCAAGUGCGCAGACUGUGACCGCAGCUUCUCCAGAUCUGACCACUUGGCCCUGCACCGACGGAGACAUAUGCUGGUGUGAAUGAGAAGGAGAGAGAUACACAGAGGGGGGGGGGGGGGGAGUGAGAGAGAGAGAGAGAGAGAGAGAGUGAGAGAGAGAGAGAGAUCAAUGGAACAGACAACACACACACUUACACACACAGGCAGCCGGGGGAGCGGGAUCUCCCUAUGAAUGUUUCUCAGCUGGCCUGGACGCACACCGACACACACACACACACACACACACACACACAGUCACACACACACACACACACUCUCGUCCGUCAUGAGGAUUGAAGAUGGAGAGGCGCACAGAGCUUGCGGAGCACAAAACAGGGUCACUUCUGGAUCCUCUUUGGGUUGGAAGGAACGGACGGCAGGAUCUGUUAUUGUCUUUUGUUUGGAGUAUAUUAGGGAACUGUCUUUUACAGCACUGUUUGUAAAUGUUUCACUUUGAUUUUUAAGAUGAACUCGCACUUCAUUAUUUGGACAAAAAAAAAAUAUAUAUAUAUAUAUAUAUAUAUAAUGCAAUCGCAGCUGUCUCUCUCUUUUUUUUUUUUUUUUUUUGGUAUCUUUUUUUUCUUUUCGUUACUGUUCAAAUGGCUGCUUCUCCAGCAUUCAUAAUGUGAACGACCCCAGUAUGUGGAAUGGAUUUCCUGUGCGAGCGGAGGGAAGAAGCCAGGACUGGAUCACAGGACCAGGGAAAGGACUUGGGCCUGCUUGGAGUUACAGGCAGCAUUGUUGCACCGUGCCUCCCCUGUGAGUCUGAUCUGUGACCAGCAGAGGGGGCCGUUUCGCCGCAGAUGGCUUCCUUUGCCCGCUGGAGCCUGCUGUCAUAGCCGAGGCACGCCAAACAGGAAGCAGAACACCGGGGGAGGGGCUGGACUUUCACCUUUCUCACACCCAGCAGAAACCUUCAAAGACAUGAACUCAAACAGCCACAACCUGAAUGAAAUCAACCUCAUCAACACGUCCACUGCUUUCCUUUGGAACAAUGAAAACUGGACACGCGUUAUCAUCACACCAGCAACGGAACACGCCGCUCACUCCACGCUCACAGGACCCCACAUCUCAUCAGUGCUACUCUUUAUGUUGAGCCUCUUGGAAGCAUUUUCUUAUACGAAAAAAAAAAAAAAAGAAAAAGAAAAAAUCUUUUGGUGGAUUUUGUGCUGUGAUUAGCAAUCAGUAAAAGUGCAAUCUUUAAGGAUAAAUAUACUUUUAGUAUGGAGACGUUUUGUUUUAUUGAAUCUUGCUUCUUCUUCUUCUUCUUCUUCUACUACUCUUUUUGUUUUUCCUCUUCUUUUUCUUUUCAAAUGCCUGCUUACUGCUCAUGUCUGACUCAGAAAAGUACAAUCCCUCGUGUACAGUGAACACUUUGAAACAAUCAGAGGAGAUAUCCAGUAUGUGAAAAAGAAAAAAACAAAAAAGAGGCACCUUACAGACUCUGCUUUCAUUCUGUCCUGAUCUGUCUGUCGUCUUGUCUCAGCUGAGGUUUAUGACAGUGAAAAGAACUUGGCCUUGUGGUGUUUUGACUUUAUUUUUUUAUUUUUUAUUUUUUUUUUCUUGGCACAGCAGCACUUGACCAUAAGCUGAAACAGACAUUGGCUGCAGUGUUAUUACAGGGAUGGCGUGGCACCUGAUGUACAAUACAGGAAACAAACAAACAAACAAACAAAAAAAGCAAUACAUGCAGGACAGAGUGAUGAGAGAGGGGGCGUCAGCGUCCUCGCUGCUCCUGUUUGCUGAUGUCAAUUAUCGGGGGAGAAGAUUCUAACCGCGACUGCCACAACUCCCUCUGUUGAUUGGUUCGUAGCUCCGGCACAAGGCUCUAAUCUGAUGCGUCUCAGUUAGCGAGUUGCUCCGAAUCAUCCUGUUUUGUUUGAGUUAUUAUUUUAUUUGUCUCAAAUACAGACAGUCACUUGAAAUGUUUUCACCUCAGACCAGACACAUGUUAACAUUAUUAUCCGAUGGACUUUGGCUUUGGAAAUGACUGAAAAAUGGAGGAAUCGCACACACAUACAUUGACAGCACACGUAUGGAGAAUAUGUGCAUGCCUGAAUACACCACGUAUGCAAAGGAAGAGCACUUCUUAGAUGCAGUUACUGGCAGGAACACCUCUUCAAUUAAAUUAAACAAAAAAAAAAAAAAAAGUUUAGUCAUAAUAACAGGCGCCGCGCAGGUACCUGCAGACGUAAACUCAGAGUAUCAGGCCAGUUUAUUGCAUAGUGCUGCUAAAUGCAUCUAUUGGAUCGAAGCCAGGGGAAAGAAACGGCGACCUUUUUGAUGACAGCACCUUGAAAACCACACAGCCACGCACACACACACACACACACACACACACACACGAGUGCGCACACAUUGCACACCCUCCCUCUCAGCAAAGUAUCCAAGUCCAGGAGGUUUAUGUAUAUUGUUUGUGCACAUGUCAUUAUGCCCGGUUGUAUUAUCAUUUUGGCAAAAAAGCAUAUCAGCACCUUGUUUGAUUAUUAGUAUGAUUUUCAAAUUAUUUUAUUUCAGAUGUCAAUUUAUAAAAAAAAACAAACAAAAAAACAAAUAAUCAUGGUCAUAUUUUAUCAUCCAUAUAAUGUAUGAGAAGGUUUUAUUCUUGAGGGGCACUUCGUCAUUGCAUAUAACUCUUUUUUUUUCUCUUCUGUACAAAGGAUCUUUUGAAAUGUUGUAAUAUAUGUGAUAGUGAAGAUAAAAAAAACUUAUUACAAAGUUCUACAGCCUGUAUAUACAUUGGAAACAUAGGGCUUUUGAUUAGUAGAUGCAGGAAAUACAUUUAUACAUGUAAAGUCUUUUUUCAGAGACUGUAAUUUAUCUAAUUUGAUAUACAGUGAAAUGGGGCUAAUGGUUAUUCAUCAUGUAAAUGAUCACAUGUGAUGUUCUAUAACAGUUUUGCUUUUCUUUGGUUUGUGGUUCGAUAAGUUCAUGAUCAAAUCAUUUUUAUUCCCGAGGCUGAACCAGUGUUUGCUAGAACCGACAAAUUAUUUAUAUACAAUGACCGUGUUAAGGUACUCGAUUUCCCUGUGUUGCUAUUUUGCUAUACCCGGACAAGAAAAUUAUAUUGAUCAAGCACAUAUCAACAACACGUGUACUCUCGUAUCCAGUGUAUGAAGUUGCCUGCCUUAAUACACCAGUUUUUUGCUCAAUUCAAUUAGACUUGAAUAUGGUGUCUCCACAGGACAGGGUGUAUUCUGUUUCCCUCCAGCAUCUCUUUCCUCAUUUUAGAGCAUAAUUUUGUAACGGUAACCAGGGUCAAAGUUAUGCAAUAAUAAUGAAUAGUGCCUCAUAUUGCAAACUUGUAAUAUCAGCUGCUCUGUGCAGAGUUCAGAUUUCAACAUGUGUGCUCAAAUUAAUAAAUUUCAAAGAUGGGAAACCAUGAUUUUUUUUUUUUUUUUUUUGAGAAAGAAAAAUAAUAAAAAAUAAGCACAGACAACGUUAUGCAAGGCGGACCUCUAAUGUAUCACUUUCUUUUACGCACUGAGCCUUAUGCCGUUGUGUCAAAUGCAGCAUCCUCCCAUAACACUUUCACAGGCUGUUUAUAGCUCGCGUUAUUACUUUGCUCGCAAUAAGUCACUUCCUCUGAGGGCAACAAAAACUGAGUUACGAAGGCCUCACGAUGUUUCUCAGCUUCAUCACAUGAGUGGAACAUGGAAGAUAGCGAGGGGUUUCUCACUCAGAGGGAAAAUAUCCUGUGGCUGGGAUUCCGGCUGUAGAGCGACGCCUCUGUCGAUGAAUCCUGAUCUUACACUUCUCUAUCAGUUCAAUAUCUGCUUUUACUUUCUGUGUAAAUUCUGCUUUUGAGUUCCUGGUUUUGACAUUUUUUUAAGUAGUGGAGCCAAUGCCUUUGUUUCGAGUUUGCUGAUAUUACGUACAGUAAUCGUUGUUCCUGUAUUUAUGUAAAGUGAGUGUAGUGUAAAUAUAUUCAGAUCUUUUCAUUCUUACCGUAAAAAAACACAAAAAAAAAGAAGAAAAAAAAGAAAAAAUUGUGAUAUUGCUCAGCAUCGCUUCAAAAGGGAGAUUCUGCUCAUGGAAAUUCCACAUCUGUAAAAGAAAUUUUUAAUCCCGAUAUUUUUCAAAACUUCAAGAACAGAUGUCCUUCUUUAUUUCUGUUACACUUUUCUUUUUUCUUUUCUCCAAGAGUUGUUUAAAGUAUCCAGUCAGUGUUUUUGCCUUUUUCUCUGUAUUUUUCAUAUGGAUGGAGCUGUGAAAUUAAAAAUAAGUUCAAACAUAUACAUGUAUAUCAAUAUGAAUGGAGGCAUGAAGGUUAAUAAAGUUGCAUUUUGUAUGUAACACACUGGUAUGGAGCUAGUUGCUAUCUACGACUGAGACGGCUGGCAUGUGGUUUCGAUGUCGCUCAGACAUCUGAGCACUGUACUCACAUUCUCUGGCAUUCAGAAACCUAAUCUUGGUAUUAGGGAAGACAUUUCAAAUUAUUGGUGAUACGCAGUACAGUAGCUCGUGCACAGAGUAUGUUGGAUCACCACGAGAAGAGCGAAAAUAUUAUUAGAGCCAUUUAAAAAAAAAAAAAAGAAGAAAUCUUUUGAUUCACCAAAACGUA
Messenger RNA from Acanthopagrus latus (yellowfin seabream), 5888 nucleotides. It is a transcript of the gene klf12b, whose product is annotated as Kruppel-like factor 12b. NCBI's taxonomy places the organism in Eukaryota, Metazoa, Chordata, Actinopteri, Spariformes, Sparidae. Gene Ontology annotation, biological process: regulation of transcription by RNA polymerase II. The record is from RefSeq and is a predicted model, not a curated record. Gene Ontology annotation, molecular function: DNA-binding transcription factor activity, RNA polymerase II-specific; RNA polymerase II cis-regulatory region sequence-specific DNA binding. Bases 282 to 1367 code for a protein of 361 amino acids. The transcript has 6 exons.